Messenger RNA from Anthonomus grandis grandis, 1362 nucleotides. Its product is annotated as deoxyribose-phosphate aldolase. The record is from RefSeq and is a predicted model, not a curated record. The transcript is spliced from 6 exons. Gene Ontology annotation, cellular component: cytoplasm. Gene Ontology annotation, molecular function: deoxyribose-phosphate aldolase activity. Gene Ontology annotation, biological process: carbohydrate catabolic process; deoxyribonucleotide catabolic process. Bases 151 to 1128 code for a protein of 325 amino acids. NCBI's taxonomy places the organism in Eukaryota, Metazoa, Arthropoda, Insecta, Coleoptera, Curculionidae.
CCUAAGAUAAUUAAAAAAAAUACUUUUACAGGGUAACACAAGAUGAAAUAAAUAGCUAUCUCCCGGAUUGUUUGACAGCUGAUAACAUAAAGAUCGAAAUGAUAAUUGUUAUCACACCACACUUUAGUUUAACUAUAAAUUGAAAACAAUAUGGGGGCUUUCCAGAGGAAUCCUGGCUGUGAACUAGAUUUGGACUUGGUAAACAAUGUCCAUGUCAAUUUAACCUGUGUGAACAAUCAAGCAAAGCAACUAGCCGAACUAAGACCCAUGAAAGGUGACUAUAGAGCUGCCUGGAUCCUUAAAGCAGUAACUUUUAUUGAUUUAACUACUUUAGCUGGUGAUGAUACUAACAGCAAUGUAUCAAGGUUAUGUCUAAAGGCAGCUAGGCCAAUAGCUGAAGACCUCCUGGAAAAACUAGGAUUCAACUAUGAGGAUCCAGAUUGCCCUAUAAGGACUGCUGCUGUAUGUGUCUAUCCUUCUAAAGUCAAAGAUGCAACUGACACAUUAAAGCAGAUUGGGUUUUAUGAUAAGAUUAAUGUGGCUUCAGUUGCAACAGGUUUUCCUUCUGGACAGUUCCCACUGAAAACCAGACUAGAAGAAAUCAGAUAUGCAGUCGAAAUGGGGGCAAAAGAGAUAGACAUUGUGAUUGAUAGGGCUUUAGCAAUAACUGGCCGAUGGAAAGAGUUGUUCAUGGAAAUUAAACAAAUGAGGAAAGCUUGUGGCUCGGCUCAUUUAAAGGCUAUUUUGGCCACUGGUGAGCUUGGAACUUUGGAAAAUGUAUACAAAGCAUCCUUGGUCGCAAUGAUGGCAGGCUCAGAUUUUAUUAAAACCUCUACUGGUAAAGAGACUGUCAAUGCCACUUUACCUUUUGGUAUUGUUAUGGCUAGAGCUAUCAAAGAGUACCAUGAAAAAACUGGCUAUAAGGUUGGACUUAAACCAGCAGGUGGUGUUAAGACAGCAAAAGAUGCUAUUAAUUGGUUAGUCUUAAUAAAAGAAUUAUUGGGAGAUGAUUGGCUCAAUCCUGAACUGUUUAGGUUUGGAGCAUCAGGACUUUUAACUGAUUUGGAAUUUAAUUUGUUUCAAUAUGUUACUGGUAGAAGUCCUGUCAGUUGGGAGUUUAGUGGAUAAACAUUUUUAGGUAACAAGAAUUAAAUAGGUGCUGUAAAUAAUGUAUAAAAAGAAAUAUUUUGAUAAUGCUAUAUUUUUGCUAUAAUUUUUAUAUUAAAUUAAUAAAUUAGGCAAGUUAUUAAGGGAAUUAAUGAAGUGAGGUCAAAAUUAAGUAUAAACUUUAAAUGUGCCUGAUACUUUUUAAAAACAAUGUUUAUAAUAUUUACGAUGUUUAUUAAAUACUUUUCAUGAUUA